This is a messenger RNA of Oryctolagus cuniculus (rabbit), 3428 nucleotides long. RefSeq names its product N-acetyltransferase 10 (gene NAT10). Gene Ontology annotation, cellular component: 90S preribosome; nucleolus. Gene Ontology annotation, molecular function: 18S rRNA cytidine N-acetyltransferase activity; tRNA binding; ATP binding. Gene Ontology annotation, biological process: rRNA acetylation involved in maturation of SSU-rRNA. The record is from RefSeq and is a predicted model, not a curated record. NCBI's taxonomy places the organism in Eukaryota, Metazoa, Chordata, Mammalia, Lagomorpha, Leporidae.
ACGCGACCGCAUUAACGAAGGCCCCUUCGAUUGCCGUCGCAUAUACUGCCCUCGCGCACGCGCAGGCUGCCAGAGCCUAUGCGGGACGAGAGGUGGCGGCCAGGCAUCAGCCGAGGCAGCCUGAAAGGCCCGCCUCUCGUGGAGUUCCUUGCUCCCCCCACGUGCUUCUGCCGCCGGCAGGGAUCGGCCGGGUUCGGGGCUCAGUGAAAAUCUCUCACCAUGCAUCGGAAGAAGGUGGAUAACCGAAUCCGAAUUCUCAUUGAGAAUGGGGUAGCUGAGCGGCAGAGGUCUCUCUUUGUUGUAGUCGGGGACCGAGGGAAAGAUCAGGUGGUGAUACUCCAUCAUAUGUUGUCCAAAGCGACUGUAAGGGCGCGGCCUUCAGUGCUGUGGUGUUACAAGAAGGAGCUGGGGUUUAGCAGUCAUCGGAAGAAGAGAAUGAGACAGCUGCAGAAGAAAAUAAAGAACGGAACGCUGAACCUAAAGCAAGAUGACCCCUUUGAGCUCUUCGUAGCAGCCACAAACAUUCGCUACUGCUACUACAAUGAGACCCACAAGAUCCUGGGCAAUACGUUCGGCAUGUGUGUCCUCCAGGAUUUUGAAGCUUUAACUCCAAACUUGCUGGCCAGGACUGUGGAAACUGUGGAAGGCGGCGGGCUGGUGGUCAUCCUCCUGCGGACCAUGAACUCCCUCAAGCAGUUGUACACAAUGACCAUGGACGUGCACUCCAGGUACAGGACCGAGGCCCAUCAGGAUGUGGUGGGAAGAUUCAACGAAAGGUUUAUUCUCUCUCUGGCCUCUUGUAAGAAGUGUCUCGUCAUCGAUGACCAGCUCAACAUCCUGCCCAUCUCCUCACACGUGGCCAGCAUCGAGGCCCUCCCUCCGCAGGCUCCGGAUGAGCGUCUCGGUCCUUCUGAUGUGGAGCUGCAGGAGUUGAAGGAGAGCUUGCAGGACACGCAGCCUGUGGGCGUGCUGGUGGACUGCUGCAAGACCCUGGACCAGGCAAAAGCCGUCUUGAAAUUCAUCGAGGGGAUCUCGGAGAAGACCCUGAGAAGCACCGUCGCGCUCACAGCUGCCCGAGGACGGGGAAAGUCUGCAGCCCUGGGCCUGGCUAUUGCCGGGGCUGUGGCUUUUGGGUACUCCAACAUUUUUGUUACCUCCCCGAGCCCCGAUAACCUGCACACCUUGUUCGAAUUUGUAUUUAAAGGAUUCGACGCUCUGCAGUAUCAGGAGCAUCUGGAUUAUGAAAUCAUUCAGUCUCUCAAUCCUGAGUUUAACAAAGCCGUGAUCAGAGUGAACGUGUUCCGGGAGCAUAGGCAGACCAUUCAGUAUAUACAUCCUGCAGAUGCUGUGAAACUGGGCCAGGCUGAGCUUGUUGUGAUUGAUGAAGCUGCCGCCAUCCCCCUUCCCCUCGUCAAGAGCCUGCUUGGCCCCUACCUUGUCUUCAUGGCGUCUACCAUCAACGGCUAUGAAGGAACUGGCCGGUCCCUGUCCCUCAAGCUAAUUCAGCAGCUCCGGCAGCAGAGUGCCCAGAGCCAGGUCAGCACCACGGCUGAGAACAAGACCACAACGACGGCCAGGCUGGCAUCAGCGCGCACCUUGCAUGAGGUGUCCCUGCAGGAGUCCAUCCGGUACGCCCCUGGGGACGCGGUGGAGAAGUGGCUCAACGACCUGCUGUGCCUCGACUGCCUCAACAUCACACGCAUCAUCUCGGGCUGCCCCUUGCCCGAGGCCUGUGAGCUCUACUAUGUCAACAGAGAUACCCUCUUCUGCUACCACAAGGCCUCCGAGGUUUUCCUUCAGCGGCUCAUGGCUCUCUACGUGGCUUCCCACUACAAGAACUCUCCCAACGACCUCCAGAUGCUUUCGGAUGCACCUGCUCACCAUCUCUUCUGCCUUCUGCCUCCUGUGCCCCCCACCCAGAAUGCCCUUCCCGAAGUGCUUGCCGUCAUCCAGGUGUGCCUUGAGGGGGAGAUUUCUCGCCAGUCCAUCUUGAACAGCCUGUCUCGAGGCAAGAAGGCCUCGGGGGACCUGAUUCCGUGGACAGUGUCUGAGCAGUUUCAGGAUCCGGACUUCGGCGGCCUUUCUGGUGGUCGGGUCGUUCGCAUCGCUGUUCACCCGGAUUAUCAAGGGAUGGGCUACGGCAGCCGUGCGCUGCAGCUGCUGCAGAUGUACUACGAAGGCAGAUUCCCUUGUCUGGAGGAAAAGGUCCUGGAGACAUCCCAGGAGAUUCACACCGUGAACAGCGAGGCUGUCAGCCUGUUGGAAGAGGUCGUCACUCCUCGGAAAGACCUGCCGCCUCUACUCCUCAAGCUGAACGAGAGGCCUGCUGAGCGCCUGGACUACCUGGGUGUGUCCUAUGGCCUGACACCCCGGCUCCUCAAGUUCUGGAAACGGGCUGGGUUUGUUCCUGUUUACCUGAGACAGACCCCGAAUGACCUGACUGGAGAACACUCGUGCAUCAUGCUGAAGACGCUGACCGACGAGGAUGAGGCCGAGCGGGGAGCCUGGCUUGCGGCCUUUUGGAAAGAUUUCCGAAGGCGGUUCCUGGCCUUGCUCUCCUACCAGUUCAGCACCUUCUCCCCUCCCCUGGCCCUGAACAUCAUUCAGAACCGGCACGCGGGGAAGCCGGCCCAGCCAGCCCUUAGCCGGGAGGAGCUGGAUACGUUCUUCCUCCCCUACGACCUGAAGCGGUUGGAGAUGUACUCCUGGAACAUGGUCGACUAUCACCUCAUCAUGGACAUGAUCCCGGCCAUCUCCCGCCUGUAUUUCCUGAACCAGCUGGGGGACCUGGCCCUGUCUGCUGCCCAGUCAGCUCUUCUCCUGGGGAUUGGCCUGCAGCAUAAGUCCGUGGAGCAGCUGGAGAAGGAGAUCGAGCUGCCCUCGGGCCAGCUCAUGGGACUGUUCAACCGCGUCAUCCGCAAGGUCGUGAAGCUGUUCAACGACGUGCAGGAAAAGGCCAUUGAGGAGCAGAUGGUGGCUGUGAAGGAUGUGGUCAUGGAGCCCACGAUGAAGACUCUGAGUGACGACCUGGAUGAAGCCGCAAAGGAGUUCCAGGAGAAGCACCGGAAGGAAGUGGGGAAGCUGAAGCACAUGGACCUCUCCGAGUACGUCAUCCGCGGCGACGACGAGGAGUGGAACGAGGUUUUGAACAAAGCCGGCCAGAACGCCUCGAUCGUGAGCCUCAAGAGUGACAAGAAAAGGAAGAUGGAAGGCAAACAAGAAGCAAAGCAGAACAAGAAGUUGAAGAAAAGCAGAGACACAAGGAACAAAAAAGACACGAAACUGAAGCGGAAGAAGUAGUAAAGAGACCUGGGCAGCAGCGGCCGGCCUCGGGAACUCCUGAGCCUUCUGUGGGUGGCCCGGGCAGCCUGGACUGUUGUUUUUGUUUUGUUUUUUAAAAAAGAAUAAACAAAAACAAAAAAAACAAA